Protopterus annectens (West African lungfish) is the source of this 1923-nucleotide messenger RNA. RefSeq names its product angiotensin II receptor associated protein (gene AGTRAP). The record is from RefSeq and is a predicted model, not a curated record. Gene Ontology annotation, cellular component: plasma membrane. The transcript has 5 exons. Lineage: Eukaryota; Metazoa; Chordata; Ceratodontiformes; Protopteridae. Gene Ontology annotation, biological process: angiotensin-activated signaling pathway; regulation of blood pressure. The coding region runs from base 495 to 1028 and encodes 177 amino acids.
AAACUGACCCUGUCUUUGGGCAUUUCUCCUCCAGUUUGGCUUUAUCCAUGAUUUGUGCGCUAAGAAUUACCCUUGGUAUAUCGGCUUACUUACCAAACUUCUGUAUACUACUACUACACCCACGUUCACAUACGGAAACAUGGUAAAAGUAAAGUACCUCACGCUCAUAGCCGUAAAAGUCACUCACGAUUGGCUCAACACCUCCGACUACACAAUUUUGUAUUUAAAACGGUAGGGAAUAAUAACAUUUCGUGUAACUGUGCUGCCGUUGCCCACUGAGUAAAGCAAAAAAUAUAUCGUCUUAACAACUCAAGCCGCUCUUCUUACCCUUACAACACGGCCACUCCCACCCGUAGUCAUGCGCUGGAGAAGGUAAACGCGUUUUUGCAUCCUGCAGUUUGUCAUGCGCUAAGGCGUAACUUUGUGGAAGUUUUCAGUGCGGUGAUGUUACUUGGAGUAGGAUUUUUUACAUAAACUGGAGUACGCGACGUAAUAUGGAGAUACCAACGGUAAAUUUGAAGACAAUACUUUUGGUACACUGGCUGUUAACAUGCUGGGGAUGUUUGGUGGCCUGGCUACCAUCUGCCUAUGCUUGGAGUAACUUCACUGUCUUGGCAAUGGGAGUUUGGGCAGUGGCACAGAGAGACUCCGUUGAUGCUAUCAUUAUGUUCUUAGUUGGGAUGAUAAUCACUUUUGUUACCGAUAUCAUUGAUUUUGGGAUUUAUUACCCUGUUGGUGAGGUGGUUUUUACGGGUUGGCAGAGAGACUCGUUCCGAUUCAGUGUUGGAAUGGCCAUCCUUAGUCUAAUUCUGAAGCCUCUUUCAUGUUUUUGUGCAUAUCAGAUGUAUCGAGAGAGGGGAGGCGAUUACGCAGUUAAUUUUGGGUUUCCUACUGUCACCUCGAAUCGCAACACAUACCAAUCACUUGAGCAGAAUCGCAGCACAUACCAGUCAAUUGACCGGCAGGAUUCUCCGGUAAAUCCUCACCUGUACAAUGAGCAAGACAACAAGGCACCUGUUCGUAUCUAGUGAUUCUUCAGACCUCCAUGUGAUGGUGAGGAAGACAUUUCAUCUGGGAUUUGUAUCAGGUUGUUUCCUGAGACACUGCUAUGGACUGUGUUGGAGAAAAGUAAACAGUAUAAGUACUAAUAAAUGUACUUAAUGUACUGGGUCCUUCUGCAUUAUUGGCAUCUGCUCAUUAGUUGUACAAAUUCAUGUUGGCAUAUUUAAACAAACCAUUAACUGGGAAUCGUGAUCUUUUGUUGAAAAGGGUGUAAAGAAUCAACAUUAAAAUUUGCAAAUGACAAAGAACAUGUAAGUGAUGCAUGAGUUAUGUAUGUUUUACUUUACAGUCUGUAAAGACACCUUUAGUGUAGUACGAUCUUAAGUUUAAGGCUUCAUAGGAAAUAAAAAAAGAAUGUAAAACCCACAACAUUUGAAAUAGAUUAUAAACUCUUGAUGUUCAGCUGUCUUUACUAGUGAACUCCUCAGUCUGCUCAUGUAACACAGUGGCACUUUUAAGACAUUGAUCAAAGGCAUAGUUUAAUUGUUCACAGAAUCAUUGUAUUUGCAAGAUAACUAAUCCUGGAGACCAUUUACGCAUUGCCACUGCCCCCCUUAUGAGCCUAAAACUGUUGAUCUCUCUUGAUAUUUCCUUUGUGUUUCACGUUUUCCACUUUUGAAGUACCAUGGUGAAUGUAUAUAUUGCAUUUUUUUCUAAUGUGUUUAAGUAACAGCUAUGUCAUGGUGGUUGUAUGCAUUGUGGUAAAAUUAAUGCCCACCAAUGACCCUUUAAAACACACCUCAUAAAAGCAGUUAUUCUUCAGUAGUGGUAAAACCUGGAGUGAGUUGUUACAGUUGCUGACAUUUAAACCUGUGGAUUAAAGUGAAUAAAAGAAAAAAUAAAAAGAGUAUUUCAUGUAAA